CAUGACGCAAAGUGGGUUUUCCUCGUACACACACUGGUUGGUCGUGUGUACGGAAUUUGUUCAAGAUUUUUGCCGAUUUUUUCCACAUUUACGCGUCACAAAAAGUCUAGAUUUGUGAAAUCAAGUCCUGGAUGACCAAGGCGUCUGUCCUAAAACUCAGAUCGAUCCAUUAAGACAGCAAAUGGCAGAUACCCCGCCGAAUGUCUCUGUGUCUGGCGAAGCUGGUUGGAGGGCCGACGGCAGCCGGACAGGGAUUCGUGAUCUACAGCAUCCUAAUUGUGGUGCCGAUGUCUCCAUAGCACAGAGUGGUCACAAACCUGUCAAUGAUAUGGAAGCCUUGUCGCCUGGUAGUCCCUAUCACCGAGGCCAGAGCAUUAGCCCAGUGCAUCGUGGUAACCUCUCAUCGCCAGAAUCCUCACCUCUCAGCUCAGGAGCCAACUCGCCGAGAGAGUUCAGGGGUGGUAUUCAGAAACCUGAUAACAGACAUAAUGUUGCAGGACACCGAUCUGCAAAUAAAGGGCGCAAAAAGCCUCCGGGAAUGGGGUUGAAGAUCAACGUGACUUCAACGCCCCCUCCAAAAGCUGGGCCCCCGAGAGAGCUCGAUGACAGAGUUACCAUAACCGUUGACGACAAAGUCUAUGACGUCAAGGCGACUGACUUGGAGCGCCUGGGUGAACUGGGCCGAGGAGCGUAUGGCGUUGUUGAGAAGAGAAAGCACACGCCAAGUGGGCUUAUCAUGGCAGUGAAGCGGAUUCAUUGCACUGUGAACUCAGAGGAACAGAAGAGACUGCUGAUGGAUCUUGAUGUCUCGAUGCGGAGUGGAAACUGUGUGUACAUGGUCAAAUUCUAUGGGGCCUUAUUCCGAGAGGGAGACGUGUGGAUCUGCAUGGAAGUCAUGGAUACCUCUUUAGACAAAUUCUAUACGGAAGUUUACCCGAAUAGCUCUAUACCUGAGCCAAUCUUAGCAAAGAUAGCAACUUCAGUAGUGAAGGCAUUAGAUUACCUCCAUAGCAAGUUAAAAGUGAUACAUCGCGACGUGAAGCCUUCGAACAUCCUGAUCAAUCGAGGUGGAGAUGUCAAAAUUUGUGAUUUUGGGAUCAGCGGUCAGCUGGUUGAUUCCAUAGCGAAGACCAUGGAGGCAGGCUGCAAGCCCUAUAUGGCACCCGAAAGGAUAAACCCAGACACGUCAAGUAAAGGCUAUGAUAUAAAGUCAGAUGUUUGGAGCUUUGGUAUCACCCUGUUUGAGCUAGCCACAGGUCAGUUCCCGUACACUUCCUGGAAGACUCCAUUUGAGCAGCUCAAACAAGUAGUCCACGACGACCCACCAAGAUUACCACCGGGAAAAUUUUCCGAGGAUUUUGAAAUGUUCAUGGAAAGCUGCCUUCAAAAGAACUGUGCCGAUAGGAAGAAUUACAAGGAGUUGCUGAGUAUGCCCUUCAUCAUAAAGGCCGAAGAACGUGACGCAGAGGUCGACCUGGCUGCUUACGUCCAAUCAGUAUUAGGGGACAAUUUUAACAAUACGGCAGACAUCCAAAGGGCCUGAGGAGUGCGUAGGAAGGUGUAGAUGAUGAUAGUGUGGUUGUUCCGCCAUGUCACUGCUGACGUCUGCUUCCUGACGGUGGCUGGACCGGACCUCGUUUGUAAAUAAAUGCAGACACAACAGUGUCUGGUGUCUCCACCUAGUGGUUUAUAGCGGGGCAUUGUUGUGACAUCCUUGCAGAACUUCGGCUUAAGAUGGGGCUGUUACCAGUUGAAGUAUCAUGGUGAUGUUUGUGUUGUAUAUGCAGCUUCUUGGGGGGCAUGUCAAAAAUACAUUGAAGCCAAAAAACGAACACUGUUCAACUGGGGGGAGGGGUUGACAAAAAUGCCAUCAUUAUUUCUUCUCUUCUCUUUUUAGCAUCAAACAUGCCAGAAGACAGAUUUGUUUCGUCUUUCUAGGGGGGAGGGUCCAGGGAAGAUAAACUGUGUAAUUUUGACAUGGUCCCUUAGGCCGGGUUACAUAAGCUUCACAAUGGCACGUGCCAUGUUUCAUGUGUCACAUUUCAAUUUGGGGCUGAAAGUGACAUUAAUUCCUAGCCUGCUCAUUGGAAACAAUUUGUUUGUUUUUCACGUCAUAGGUGAAAAGUGACAUGUUCAAGUGACAUCAUAAACACUAUGUAAACCCAGCCUUAGAGGCAUGUCAUAUUUGCCAUGUUAAGGUGUAGACAUAUUGUGUACACGCGAGGUAAACCGUCAAAUUUUCGCGAGGGGUUAUGUCUCUGCAGAUUUUGCGAAGAAGACUAGAUUUGCAAAAAUUAAAAUCGCAACAAAAAUUGUUUUAAUUGGAAAACUGAAAGAAAUUUUGUAAUCGGCCCAAAAAAAAUCCAAAAUAAUCGUAAAAAUUUCGCUUAUCGCAAAAAUAACGAGGUGCAAAAUUUGGUGGUUUUUAGUACGCUUUGAUGAAGUUAGUGAUUCGUGAUAUGCGAUAUAGUCUAUUAUGCCUUGUUAUUUGUUGUCAAAUAAAAUCAGGGAUGUACCUUUUCUGUUUAGUUGUUGGCAGUGUCUGGUGAUGAUUACCUUGGCUGGGAGCCCUAAAUUGGCAAAUAUAUGUUUGUAACCCAUCACACCAAUAUGGGAAGUACUGUCGCAUUUGGGGCACAUGAAAUUCCAAUGUAUCCCCACGUUCGAAGAGCAGCUAUUCUAGGCUAUCGGCUGCAUUUUGAUACCACUUUGUAUCUUUUGUGGUGACUGAGUAAUUCAUAAAUGUUUGGUGAAUAUAGCCAGCCUUUAAAGUACGUUGUUUGAAUUUUUAUUACAACACAACAGCUUUGUUCUUCUAUACAACGUACAUGGACAUGUAGGUGGACUUCACAAAAAUUGCUUAAAAAUGUCUUCUGAAUCAUAUUUUUGUCAAAUUGACGAGUAGAAUAGUUAGUUAGAUACUGAUAAAGUCAAUGUUGCUAUUAUUAUAAUCGGAAAGUGGACCAAAAUUGACUCAAUCGUAUUAUGCAAUACCAGGCCUGGCCAAUUGCUACCAGAUUUGGUGUGAUGGGUCAAAUAUAAGUGCAUUAUAUGAGUGGAAUAACAAUUAUAUGCCUGGUUGUGCUAAUUCAUUAUUCAAGACUAUACUUCAUUUCCACACAUGGCUUGUAUUAAAAAGCAUGUUAUAAUGUUGAAGAGAAUUCGUUAAAAUCAUCUUGUAAACUCCUCGAUAUCUGUGAGGCAAAGUUUUUUUGUCCUGUAUUAUGAUUUGAAAACACUCUUAUUGAAGGCUCACAAAUCUAUCAGAAGGUUUGGGCAAUCCACCUAGUUGUCAAAAUUACUUAACGUGAAAUGAAAUAUGAUAUUUUCACUUACAAAGGCCACCAGAUUAAGAGGUUGUGGUAAUGAACUGUGUGAAUGCCUUAAAACUCAGGUUUGAAUGAAGGCUUUGAUGUACUGGCAGCAUUGUACUUUUGAUACAUGAAGGAUGCCAGUAGGUGGGCCAACACUACAGUAAAACAAUAUUUAUGUGUGAAAUCCCAAAAAAGCCCUUAGAAAUGAAUAUGGCUGGGGGAAAAUGGGGAAAAUGUCCUCUUUCAGAAAUUAUUCUUUCUGCCUCGGAGGCGAUGGGGUCAGUUGGUUGAAAUCUAGCAAGUCUUUUUGAAGUCUCAGUUCCUAAGAGCCAUGACACAAACUGGUUAUCAUGUGUCAUCCUAAGCACAACAGACUUGCAAGUGUCAGUUUAAAUUCCUCCGAGGGGCAAAAUGGGGUGUUGACUAUUAAGCAUGGUGUUCCUUGCUUCCUGAAGUGAAAUGGACACGUUUAGUUUCAAAAAAACAUUUUCAUAUCCAGGUUUCUUGCCUAAGAAAUGAUUUUUCUCUAAACACACAUUUGGGAUGAGUUGCCUUUGUUAUUGCCGCUAUAUUACUGCUAUGCUUCUUAUUAUUAGUGCUUUGAUUGUACUUUGUGUAGAAUUCGUUUGUAGCUUAUAAGCACCAUGUCCAUUAGGUCAAGAAAUGUAGAAAAAAAGUAGCGUAUUUGACUAAAUUGUAUAUGUCCACACUAACUGAUAUGGUCAGUGACUUUGUUGCUUUUGUGUAUUGUGUCGCUGAAGUAUCCUAACCAUUGUUUCUUUACAAAUGUCGUUGUUGUAGAUAGUGUAUCUUGAAGUGAUGUAUUGAUGCAGAGGAACCUUGUUAUAAUGACACAUACAUCGAAUACACUAUUGAAGGCAACUGUGCCAAGUGCCACUCGUCACACUGCAUUGAAGUUUACCCUGGAUUCAGUAAACUUUGGAUACAGUGAAGCAAUUUUCUUUGGUCCAAUGUGAUGCAUUGUGACGAGGUUACACUGUGUACACAUCUUGGACUGGUUAUGACUCUGUGUAUGUUUCUACAGAUAAAAUGACCUCCCUCCCCUUGAUCGGUAGGACAUUAUUUUGCACAUUCCAAGUUGGGGGAAGAGGGGUAAAGUUGAAUUUUGCUUUGAUCACAGUAGAGAAUAAAAAUCCUGAACUUUGAGUGUUGCCAGGUUUGAAUAACUGACCUGUCUUUGUUACAUACACAGCUGGAUACAAAAAUCCGACUUCAGAAUGUGUCAGAAAUUGACUUUGGCUGGUUAAAAUCUUUUGAAUGAGGUUACGUAUAUUUGGAAAUCCUAGAUUGUAGAUUAAAUGUAUCCUACUCAUUAUAUAACUUUGGCAUUCGGACCUUGUGAUCUUCAGGAACAUGAGGGUGGUGACUGGACAGCACCAGCUUUCAAGGUCCAAUGUUACUUUUGUUCGUUUUAACAACCGCUAUAAUUGUUUAUAUCUGCUGUUCUUUAGACUGCUAGGUUGUUAAUGUGUCAUACAUGUACAUGUUUAUGCGACAGAGUUAAAGGGACUGUCACUUUACUCAUGAUGUCUGUUAAUUUAUAUUCAUUUGCUAUAGAAUAAGACGCUUUGCUUUCUUGACAGUGUUGAAUUGACUCACUUCACUCAUAAUGUUAGUUAAAUUAUAUUCAUUUGCCUUCUUCAUCAGGUCUUCAAUGUUUUCGAUCAUGAAUCUGUAUAUGACUUCCCCUAAACAGCCUGAAUUAUCUCGACUUUGCAGUGGUAAAGGCCUCCGCCUCAUGAACAGGUAGUCAAAGGUUUAAGAUCUGUCAGUAGCUUAUUUCGAUGUGUUUAGACUGGUUUGCCACCAGCUUGUUAAAUUUUGGGUAAAAACUGCCUUCUCGUCGGGUAGCUACAUCAGAGGUAGCAGUUGGGAAGUAAGAGUUCUCAUAAGCUGACUGGCGUUUCAGUAAUAAGGUUUAUAAGGGGUGAUAUUAUAUUAAAAUAGUUACUUUUACUGUAAGUCUCUAAGUGGGUGAGUGAUUGAGAGCCCUCUUCUGAUGAGUUGGGCUACGGGGCUGAAUUGUAGUGUUAGGCUAGCCAAAAUGUCGCAGUAUUGGACCAACGAAAUGGUUAUGCAUUUGGGCCAACUUACAGGGGUCAGGGCUUACCAUAAGCACUAACACAUCUUGGUUGGUGUGCUGAUAUUGCUCUGAAGUGGGGGACAUUGUGGUUGACGAUGACCCCUUGUGUGCAACACCAUUCAGUGGCCCUAAACUGACAAAUUGGUGAAGUUGUGUCUAUCUAGAACAAAACAUUAGUAGAAAUAGAAUUAAUUGAGAUUGUCUGCAUUCAAUAAAUAGUGAAAAUUUUAAAUCAUACUUUGAAUAUUAUUUCAGGAUACAUUUCAUGGAUUGGUUGAAACUGUUGAUGGCAUGCUAAAAUUACUUGUAACUCUUUCUGUGUAUUCUACUAAUAUAGCUGUUAUAGAAGUAAAAAAAAUAUAGCUGAUGAAUUUCCUUGAUGAAAUGUUGAUUUAGGGCCAGAAAAUUAAUGUUACAACUGUAUGUCCUAUUGUUGAAUUCAAGCCAUCAGAUGCUUAAAAGAGGCAUAUUUGAUGAAAUGUUGAUUUAGGGCCAGAAAAUUGAUGUUACAUCUGUAUGUCCUGUUGUUGAAUUCCAGCCAUCAGAUGCUUAAAAGAGGCAUGUUUGAUGAAAUGUUGAUUUAGGGCCAGAAAAUUGAUGUUACAACUGUAUGUCCUAUUGUUGAAUUCAAGCCAUCAGAUGCUCAAAAGAGGCACAUUUGACACUUAAAUUUCAAUGAUGACGAGGCAAAAUUUAAUUUGAAUUGAAUGUAGCAAUAAUAAUAUGCAUCAUGUUGGUGUUAAACAACUCGAAAUGUUGGAAGUGGACUUUAAUGUGACAAGUUUUUGGAUAAAUGAAUGAGUUAAAUAUUGUUGUUCAAAUUCCUUGCAAUACUGCAUCGUCUUGGGGGAUUUUGUUGUGUUUGUUUGGUCAUUUGUUAAAACAGCAUGCGAGUUAUUCCUUUAAAGUGUCAAAAGAGAUGGUAUAACAUGUACACUGCAGGUCAUUUCCACUUUCCCAUUUGGAUGGUCUUGGCAUGACUCAGCAGUUCACGUCUGUAACUUUCUACUUUCUAUCCAAAUGGUCCUGAAAUCAUGUACAUUUCAAUUCAAAAUUCUGGAUAUCCCUCUUUCGGUGCAUUGUCGGAACCCCUAAUGUUACCUCGGUGUGUUAUUGCAGAAAAACAAGAAAUCUUAAUUCUUUUAUACAUGUAUAAUCAAGAUGAAUAGACCCCCUGAUUAGUUCUAACUGCAUAUGGUUAACUGCUGGGUGGUCUAAUCCAUAGUCAAACUAUAUCAUGAAUCUUACAAUCUGGAAGUUACUUUGUUUUUCCGUGUCUUCAAUUUGUCCUUUAACCACUAUAGAUGGUUAGUGUAGAUUAUCACUUAACAGUACCAUUUGGAUGACUUCAUGUAUAAAAUGUGUAGUUAUUUUCAAUAGCUGUAAACCCAGAACUAUUAAGGCCUGUUUUAUUUUGUGGUUUUGUUAAAUUGCAACUGUACAUUGUAAUGUACAUUUCAUUUGGCGUUUGGACAACACUGUAUAACAGUAAGUUCAGGUAGAUUUUCUUUUUUGCAGCCGUGUAUUUUCGAAAAUGGCACACAAAACAUUUCUGGGUUUAUAUAACAAACAAGAACCUUCCCUUCACACUGAUGACAAUGAUUAUCACUUUAGGGAAGCAGCAACGUUAAUGAACGUCAAGCAUAUUUAGGCCUCUGAGGAGCAAUGACGUUAAUUAACGUCGCAGGGAAGAACACCAGAAAAUGCUGCUCCCUUAAAGUGCUAAAGGGCUACGUGUAUACUAUUCAGAAAUUACAAUACCCUCCUCAUAUUUCAAUAGUACUGGUGACUUUUUUGGAACACCCUGUACAUCUAUACCAAAUUUUCCUGGUAGUAGAAAAUUUGAGGUUAGUACCAGCAGUUGUUGUACUCAGGUCACUGGCUGUUCAAAACAAUACAAGUCACUUACUUUAUGCUUCAUAUAGUGCCAUCAUCUCAGAAAGUCUGUAAAUAUCAGAAGUGCCUGCCAGGCAUUGGGUGAUAUGAAUAAAGACUAGCAAAUGCUUUUACUUCAGUUUUGUACGGAAAGGUCAAGGGUCAAUGCUCAUUUAGAGUUGGAUAAAAGCAUUUGCUAGUCUUUAUUCAUAUCACCCAUUAUCUCAAGAAUUGCUCCUUUAAUGCGUAGACAGUGACAAUACUGUUUUGAACAAGACAGUCCUGUUCUAUAUAUUUUAAGUGAUUGUGUUUAGUCGAUGGAAUGUAGUGAUUGAAUGGCCCAUGAGAGUAUGUGUGAAUGAAAUCGAAUAUUUUAUCGGUAAGAACUUGUUGAUGAUUUAGAUAGACAACUUGACAGUUUGUACAGUUCAAUAAAUUUAUAUACUACAAGUACUGGA
Molecule: messenger RNA, 7751 nt
Organism: Lineus longissimus
Lineage: Eukaryota; Metazoa; Nemertea; Pilidiophora; Heteronemertea; Lineidae
Product: dual specificity mitogen-activated protein kinase kinase 6-like
Exons: 10
Coding region: 182-1543 (453 amino acids)
Biological process (GO): protein phosphorylation; stress-activated MAPK cascade
Molecular function (GO): MAP kinase kinase activity; ATP binding
Source: RefSeq, a predicted model, not a curated record